AUGGCAUCCUCCUGGCUCAACAUCGCCGCUGAUGCGCCCUUCUCCCUGGCCAACAUCCCGUUCGGCAUCAUCUCCACCAAGCGAGAUCCCACCCCGCGCCCGGCCAUUGCCAUCGGCGACUAUGCGCUCGAUCUCAAGGCCUUCAGCUCCGCCAACGGCUUCUCAGAGCACGCCGAGAUCCACCAGUACAGGUCCGUCUUCGCCGAGAAGACCCUGAACGCUUUCGCCGCCCUCGGUCAGCCCUUCCACCGUGCCACGCGCGCGUACAUCCAGGAGGUCUUCAAGAGCGACACCAAGUACGCCGCCCUCCUCAAGGACAACGUCCAGUUCCGGGACGCGGCCCUCGUGCCCCUCGCGGACAUCACAAACCACGUGCCCCUCGCCAUCGGCGACUACACCGACUUCUACGCGGGCAAGAACCACGCCUACAACGUCGGCUGCCUCUUCCGCGGGCCCGCCAACGCCCUCCAGCCAAACUACACCCACCUCCCCGUCGCCUACCACGGCCGCGCCAGCAGCGUCGUCGUCUCGGGCACCCCCAUCCGCCGGCCCUGGGGCCAGAUCCUGCGCGACCCAAAGGCCGAGCCCAAGGUCCCCUCGCUGGCCCCCUGCGAGAAGCUGGACCUCGAGCUCGAGCUCGGCAUGUUCGUCUGCCGGUCCAACGAGCUGGGCUCCCCUGUCCCCGUCAACGAGGCGGAGGGGCACAUCUUCGGGUACGUGCUCAUGAACGACUGGAGCGCGAGGGACAUCCAGGCGUGGGAGUACAUCCCGCUGGGUCCCUUCACGUCUAAGAAUCUGGGGACGAGCAUCAGUCCCUGGGUCGUGCUGGCGGACGCCGUGCCCAAGAAGGUGGGGAUCAAGAAUGACAACGAGCUGCUGCCGUAUCUUAAAGAAGAUCUAAAGGAGAAUGUGCUGAAUAUCAAUCUGGAGGUUGAUCUUACAACCGCCGGCGGCUCCAAGAAGACCGUCUCCAAGACCAACUCGAGCAACCUGCUCUGGUCCUGGCCGCAGAUGAUCGCCCACCACACCAUCACGGGCUGCAACCUGCAGACGGGCGACCUGCUCGGCUCGGGCACCAUCUCCGGCACCGAGUCGGGCACCGAGGGGAGCCUGCUGGAGAUCACGGGGGGCGGCAAGGCCGGCAUCCAGGUCGGCGGCGACGAGCGCAAGUUCUUGCAGGACGGGGACACGCUGGUGAUCCGGGGCUGGGCCGGGGAGGACGGGGCGAGGAUCGGGUUCGGCGAGGUGUCUGGCACUAUCCAGGCUGCUCUCCCGUUGUUUUAA
Clonostachys rhizophaga is the source of this 1284-nucleotide messenger RNA. The record is from the annotation of a GenBank genome assembly. NCBI's taxonomy places the organism in Eukaryota, Fungi, Ascomycota, Sordariomycetes, Hypocreales, Bionectriaceae.